UUGCAGAGGUUGAGAGGACACUAAGACACUGAUGUCUGCCUAUUGGCUAUCUACUGCAGCUGGUCCUCUAGCUGUGGGUGGAUCUACUGAGGUGGAAGAACUGUAGGCCCGCUGCUUUGCAUAUGGCAUCCUGAUUACAGAGAGCAGAGUGUGAAACGUAUGAGACACAUUCAAUCAUUUGGAGAAGCUCACAGAAACACACUUGACUACGUCUUACAGCCUCAACCUCCGACGAGAGCGACAUCAAGCCCCUCCUGACGAUGGCACUUUGGGCGCGGACGGCGUUCCUUCUUGUCAACGAAAUAACAUCGGCGGUGAGAGGGAAGGUGGAGAGGGAGCUGUCUCCAGAGUGCAGAGAAUUCCUCUACAUGGCAACAACGCCGACUGGACUGGAGCACGACUCCCUCCGGUUCAUUUGUCAACGUUACAACAAGAAGCCACGCUACGUGACGCUGUACAGUACCGUGGACCAUAUACCGGUCUACUCUGCCUACACCUUCAAACGCUCAGAAGGGGAGAAAUGCGUGGAUGUCCCAUGGAUGUAUGAACCCCAGUUAUCAACAGUGUCCGACACGGAUGAGAUGCAGCCUUUCCCACGUGGUUACAUGCACAUGAAUUUUGAAGAUACCCAAGCUGUCCUGGAUGAUUACACGGACGCCGUCCUUUACGAGCGCGGCACCCUCAACCCAGACGAGCAUCAGGACGACCCUGAUGACAAGGCCUCCACCUACACCCUGACCAAUGUCGUGCCCAUGGUGCCCGACUUCAGCAACAGAGUCUGGAACAAGCAGGAGCACGUCAUCCGCAAGCGGCUCAACAACUACUGCCGCGGAACAGCUUUCAUCGUCACGGGCAUCACCACCUCAGGGAAGAUGAUCCGCCGGGAGAACAUGAACCGCAUCGCAGUGCCCACGUACCUGUGGUCGGCUUAUUGCUGCGUCGACUACGACCACAACACACCUUACAACGAGCGCUUUAAGUUCCCAUCUUACGCUCACUACGGCCUCAACGAGGAGGAGAACAACGAGGUGGUGGAAAUCUCUGUCCCCAAGCUGAAGGAGUUCCUCAAGAAGACAACCUACGUAGAACAAAACUUUCAGAUCUUUGUAGGUGACUGUGUCCCAGCAGCCUCCAGUAAAACAGAAUAGGCAAAUGUUUCGGUGUGAAACAGCGAUGGGCCAUUUUGCCUCAACUUGCUUAGUCAUGUGUUGUUUCUGCUCCUUUAAUAAACCAUUUUUCAAAGCGACCCAGUCGCUAGGAUAAAUGCUGGCAAUGCUUGUUUCUGCAAACCAUGUAUAUGUUAAAACUUAACAUUUUGUAUGUUCAAUUUUCACUUUGAUCUUGUGACACGGUUGAGGUUAGACCAGAUAGCCAUUCUGGUCGCAGCAAACACAGCAGGGGGUGUGCCCAGGUCUUGUUACAAACACCGGUUUUGUCGCCACAGACAUGGAUGGGAAUCUCGACGUCUCCUUAAAAAAUAUCUAGUUAUAUCACGCUUACAAAUGUUGAAAUGCCCCGGUCGCUCGUCACUGAUAUUGAAGGAUUUCACACUUACAAAUGUUGAAACGCAGUCUUGAACUGUGGACACCAGCUGGACAGUGUGUAACUCCACCCCCUGUCCCCUCCGCCUCAUGACAUGACAGUCGUAAACAUGCAACGUGAACACGAUACGACAGGCUUUGCGGAAAUGUUAAUUUGGUUCACUGCCCAUGACACGAACACACGUGCGCGGAUGUGUGGUCUGCAGAAACAUUUACUGCCAAUUACUACUACUACUGCCAACAUUUUAUUCUGGGGACCGAGCUGUUCAUAGUAAGUUCAACUCAAGUGUCAGAGUGCUCACGUUAACGAGAAUCAGAAGAAUCAGAGAAUCGGAACUGGAAUGUAGAGGAACUAAACUGAAAUCAGAGCUCAAAUGAUUUGUUAAUUACACCUGUGCUAUGUCCAAAUGUCUUCUGUAACAGGGUCCGUGCCUGUUGCGAAAAGCUCAAUUAAGUCACUGAAAACAUGGACUUCAGAAUUAAUAGCAAUACACACUGAAACUAAUAUAGCUUAAGAGCUACAUUAAAA
Acanthopagrus latus (yellowfin seabream) is the source of this 2070-nucleotide messenger RNA. Its product is annotated as endonuclease domain-containing 1 protein-like. The record is from RefSeq and is a predicted model, not a curated record. The transcript is spliced from 2 exons. Lineage: Eukaryota; Metazoa; Chordata; Actinopteri; Spariformes; Sparidae. Gene Ontology annotation, molecular function: hydrolase activity; metal ion binding; nucleic acid binding. Bases 261 to 1148 code for a protein of 295 amino acids.